Acanthoscelides obtectus is the source of this 811-nucleotide messenger RNA. The record is from the annotation of a GenBank genome assembly. NCBI's taxonomy places the organism in Eukaryota, Metazoa, Arthropoda, Insecta, Coleoptera, Chrysomelidae.
UGAUGGUUCUGUGAAGUCAUUGCAUAAAAGUGAGGUUCACUAUUUGACAGAUAUAAAACCACAACAAAAUUUUGAAUCCUAUCGUAUUUGAAAAAGAAAAGUUUUGAGAAUCAAGACCUCGAAAAAAUAGAAAGUUAUAUUUUUGCGAAAAAUGAGCUCCCUACUAUUUGGAGAAAUCGUAGAACCAAGCACAAGAGCGUUAAUUGAAGAUGAGUUUGAUGAAUUCCCGGAAUAUACCAAGCCCUCACUAGACUAUGAAGGCGACUUCAGUGUUCCGGCUGCUAUCCACUCAAUGAUUUUCAUAGAAACUAAAAAAAUUAGAACAGUAUUCACAACAUGUAUGCUAGAACACUUAACUCCAAUGUGCACGAUCAAAAAUGCGGAAAUUGAGGUGUACAAUUUUGGGAAAUACAAAUAUAUGAUAGUAUUUGGUCAACCCCAGGAACUAAUUGUGCAUUAUUUCCAUGACUGGAUUAUUAAGGCUGAAAGUAUUUUUGGAAUCACUUCAGACUCUUCAGGAAAUUACCAAACCAUGGAUGCAAGAUCAAAGCCACCAUCUAUCAUCAGAAAACUUAGCAGUAACUCAACAGAUUUUAAUAUACCAAAUCUAGAGCCGCCUAAUCUUAUAACCGGAUUAGGAGCUAAUGUUCUAUCAUAUUGUAUUCACUUGGGUUUGAAUAAUUGCUGUUUGUUUGUAGUAUAUUUUGAUUCAUCACCAUUAGAUUCACUGAGUGUUGGUCCCUUAAUUGAACUCUCAAGGAAACUGGAACUGCCUUUGAGAAAAAGCAAUAUUCAGGUAGGUACACUGUGA